AUGGUGGCUAAAACCAAAAAGCAAACCGGGAAGAGUCCGGCGACCCAGACUGACCGCGACAGGAGCCCGCUUGUUUCGCCACCUGGCAAAAGUAACGUUAGGCGACCAGGCAGGGAGGGCAAGGCUUUCAACAGCACGCAUUCAAACGGGCUUUCAGGCAUCAGACACAAGCUGGGGCUAACUCCGUCUGCAGCCGCCAAGCUGGGAAUCACUCUUCUCCUCGCUGCUCUGACUGGAUAUCUGCACUGGUAUCAUCUCACACAGCUCUUUGAGAAUGACAGGCACUUUUCACACCUGUCUAACCUGGAGAAGGAAAUGGCUUUUCGAACAGAAAUGGGUCUGUACUAUUCCUACUACAAGACAAUUAUUGAGGCUCCUUCUUUCCUGGACGGCCUUCACAUGGUCAUGAACGAUCGGCUGACAGAGCAUCCGCUGGUUAUUAACACACUGAAGAGAUUCAACCUCUAUCCAGAGGUGGUCCUGGCCAGCUGGUACCGGAUGUACACAGGUGUAAUGGCUUACUUUGGGAUUCCCACAAAAAUGUGCUGGUCCAUCAACAGAGGAGAGGGACUCACUCCUGUGGACAGCUGUGAAGGAAUGGGUGACCCAGCGUAUUUCUAUGUGACCUGUGUGUUCCUGCUGAACGGCAUGAUGAUGAGCAUCUUCUUCAUGUACGGCUCCUACCUCAGUGGCAGUCGACUGGGUGGCGUUAUUACCACAUUGUGUUUUUUCUUCAAUCACGGUGAGAGCACUCGAGUGAUGUGGACUCCGCCUCUGAGGGAGAGUUUUGCCUACCCUUUCCUGGUCCUGCAGAUGCUUCUUCUCACAUACAUCCUACGGACACGGAACCCGAGCCGGACAGCUAUGGUCGCUCUGGGCAUCUCCAAUUUGUGCUUUAUGCUCCCUUGGCAGUUUGCCCAGUUUGUGCUGCUCACCCAGGUGGCUUCUCUGUUUGCUUCGUACAUUCUGGGCUACCUCGCUGCUGCUAAGAUGCAGUCCAUCCUCGUCACUCAUAUGAUCACACUCGGCGUCUGCUUUGUCCUGAUGUUUGGUAACUCCAUGCUCCUUACAUCCUUCUAUGCCUCUUCGCUAGUGUCAAUCUGGGUAAUCAUUGCAAUGAGGGAGCGAUUUGCUCAAGUCUUCAGACAAGGCAUUGUCAUCUGGGUCAUGCAGGGUCUGGCUUGGGUCUGCUCAACAGUUCUGCUUAAAUUCCUGCUAUCCACAGUUUUGGGUGCCUCUGAUGAUGCUCACAUCAGUGGACUGAUCAAGUCUAAGUUCACGAGCUACAAGGACUUUCACACUCUGAUGUAUACGUGUGCUGCUGAAUUUGACUUCAUGGAGUUGGAGACUCCUGUGCGUUACCUUAAAACGUUGCUGCUGCCCAUCAAUGUGCUGGUGGUUGCUCUCAUUGCUGGCAGGACCAUCCAGGAUAUAGUCCGGUCCCUGAGGCACGGGGAGAAGAUGUCGGCCAAGACUGAAGAUGCUGACGAAGCUGCAGGGUCUGAAAUAGCUGCAAAAGGAGAGCUGGUGUACCACAGUCUGCAGCUGAUGGCUUUUGCUGUCCUGGCCAUCCUCAUUAUGCGCCUGAAGCUUUUCCUGACACCACACAUGUGCAUCAUGGCGUCACUGAUCUGCUCCAGACAGCUCUUUGGCUGGAUUGGGGAGAAGUUUAAGCAGCACACUGUGGUUUUUGCUGUAUUGGCCAUUAUGGCCAUACAGGGAAUGACCAAUCUGCAGGCCCAGUGGGCGAUCAUCGGAGAGUUCAGCAACCUGCCCCAGGAGGAGCUGCUGGACUGGAUCCAGGAAAACACCCGUCCUAAUGCUGUGUUUGCUGGAGCGAUGCCCACCAUGGCCAGCGUAAAGCUUUCCACAGGUCGGCCUAUUGUCAACCACCCUCACUACGAAGACGCUGGGCUGAGAGAGAGAACCAAGCUGGUCUACUCCAUGUACAGCCGCAUGUCUGGAGAAACCGUGAAAAGGAACCUCAUGAAGCUGGGAGUGGACUUUUUCAUCCUUGAGGAUUCAUGGUGCACCAGGCGAACCAGACCUGGGUGCAGCAUGCCGGAGAUCUGGGAUAUUGAGGACCCCCAAAAUGUUGGCAAAACCCCCCUCUGCACCCAUAUUUCCAGGAACUCUCGACCCCACUUUACCACAGUCUUUUCCAAUGACAUUUACAAAGUUCUCAAAGUCCCCAAAGCCACCAAAGAUCUCAGAUAACAUCGCUGGACACACUGGCUCAACACCAAACUGUUCUUUGCGUCACUUCUUUGUCGUACAUUUUUUGGUCACUCACUGCCGUUGCUGCUUUUUACUUCCCAAAAAAACCGGUUCCACAUUUCUUUUGUUACUCUGAUUCACCAAACAGUGGCUCAAAAACAGGUUGGACAUAACAAACAAGUAUGUAAAACCUCUUGGUGACGUCACAGCUCUCAGUAUUUUUAACUCAAAGUCUCUUUCCAGACUAGCUAUUGCUGCGUUGUUGUCACCAGUGGUGUUCAUUAUAUGAAAGCCAGGCGGUGGUGGUUGUAGCUCUCCAUUUAGCUUCCUGGCAUUGGUCUUGUUACAUAUAUUCCUUAUUUUAAGGGAUGCUCUCCUUACCUUUGUAUAGUGUUUUUCUUACUGUGUAGAACUGAUUUUGACUUUCACUUCAGAAGUAAACUUUUGUCUGGCAAGACCAAUCAGUGAUGUCCACAUACUGUGAAGCAAUACCCUCUGCAAACCUGGCAAAAGCUGACUUCUUCUAUUGUUAUGCACAGUGUUGAUGUAUGAAACGAUUUUUCAGUAGUACACUAUUUUUAUAAUUUAUUGACGUCACCGUUUUUAUGCAACUUUAAAAGUGUUGAAACAUUUUCUUUUCAAGCAAACAGUGUUUUGAGACUUUUGGGAGUCUAGGAAGAAAAUAAUGUUCUUGUGUUUUAAAAUGUACAUAACAUUGAUGUCUAUGUGGACUGAAUUCACUCUAGCUAAAUUGGGAGCAGAGCUUUUGUUGUUGCUUCAGUAAUAGUUAGUUUAUUGUAUAAUUUUUAUGUCCGAGAAGGUAACGAAAACAUCGAUUUCUUUGAGUCUUUUUUUUUUUGUAAAUACUGACUACGUUGUUUUGUAAACUGCUGAUGGACUUUAAAAGGUUCUUUGUGCUUCUUGAA
Messenger RNA from Oreochromis aureus, 3143 nucleotides. RefSeq names its product dpy-19-like 1, like (H. sapiens) (gene dpy19l1l). Gene Ontology annotation, cellular component: nuclear inner membrane. The coding region runs from base 1 to 2217 and encodes 738 amino acids. The record is from RefSeq and is a predicted model, not a curated record. Lineage: Eukaryota; Metazoa; Chordata; Actinopteri; Cichliformes; Cichlidae. The transcript has 22 exons. Gene Ontology annotation, molecular function: mannosyltransferase activity.